Messenger RNA from Lactuca sativa (garden lettuce), 411 nucleotides. NCBI's taxonomy places the organism in Eukaryota, Viridiplantae, Streptophyta, Magnoliopsida, Asterales, Asteraceae. The record is from RefSeq and is a predicted model, not a curated record.
AUGAAUAGAAUCCCAAUUACAGAAGAACUUAACCAUAUGGGUAUUUCUAUCGAAAACCAAAUUUGUCAAUUGUAUGGAAAAUGUAAUGAAUCUGUUAAGCAUCUCAUGGUGGAAUGCGACUUUUCCAAGGAGGUAUAUUACUGGAUAAUGCGUUGGUGUGGGUUUCUUAGUAAAGUUAUCGACUUUGUUGCUCCAGGAGGGAACUACCCAAGGAAAAAGGAAAUUACUAAGAUGAUACUAUAUUCUACCUUGUGGAAUAUUUGGUUAACCAGAAAUGAUAAAGUUUUCAAUAAAAUGGGGGUUAAUCUUGCAAAAACAGUAGAUUCCAUCGUAGCACAAUCAUUAGAAUUUAUCAAAUACAAAGGAACAGAGGCACAAGAUGGGUGGAUUGAAGUUGUUCUCAUUUUAUAG